Lates calcarifer (barramundi perch) is the source of this 2710-nucleotide messenger RNA. RefSeq names its product transcription factor HES-5-like. The record is from RefSeq and is a predicted model, not a curated record. NCBI's taxonomy places the organism in Eukaryota, Metazoa, Chordata, Actinopteri, Centropomidae. The transcript is spliced from 2 exons. Gene Ontology annotation, biological process: regulation of neurogenesis; anterior/posterior pattern specification; regulation of transcription by RNA polymerase II. Gene Ontology annotation, molecular function: protein dimerization activity; DNA-binding transcription factor activity, RNA polymerase II-specific; RNA polymerase II cis-regulatory region sequence-specific DNA binding. Bases 1143 to 1691 code for a protein of 182 amino acids. Gene Ontology annotation, cellular component: nucleus.
UUUAAUGCACAGAGUGUGGGAAAACUCUGGAGAGAAGAGUGUAGCUUGAUUAGCAUCCUUGACCCCACCAGUAGCCGACUAUUCUCCAAAGGGAUUUGGCACACGUCAGGAAACAGCUGCCUCAACCUCCCACCCUCAUUUAUGGAGCUGAAAUUUUGAUUCAGUUGUUGAUACAAGGUCACAGUUAUGAUGGGACGAUCAAAAAAUGUAACUGAAAGUUGACUGAAUAAUCUGUCAGAACAAUUUAGUCAACCCUUAAUGACAACACUUUCAUCAAACUUUUAAACUUUGCAAACUGUCAGAGGCAGCCAAUGGUGAUCUUUCCCUCCAGAUGGUUUGGUGACGUCAGGCUCUGUUUCUACUACAACACACGUCCAGUAUCAGCCACAAAAGCUCCAUUCAAAGUCCCUUUGUGGUUCAUUGACCACAGUUCAGGGAGUCAGUGUGGGAACCAGAGAGCAACUUUCUACUCACAGUGACAUCAAGACACAAGUCAGGGGACUGUGCCACAUCUGGACAGCAACAUGAUCAUUGUUAUUAUAACAUUUAGAUACAUCAAGGGUAUUACGGUCUUUUCAAUGCCCAACAGAAAUGGUGUCCAAAAUACAACAAAUCAAACAAAUUUAGAUUUAGGAAAAAGGUCAAAUUUUAUGAAAAGAAAAAAUCUAAAUUAUUGAAGUAAAGAGGGCGAUAUGUGGCCUGAAUUGUACUUUUCAGAUUUGGGCUGUGGCUCAGAGGAAGCAUUAAAACAAUUAAAUUUAGUUACAUGUAAAUAAACAGGAUGUUUUAAACUAAAUGUAAUUAACUGUCACUCCCCCACGUGUGUGAUGAGAUGAUCAGCGUGUGCUCAGUCAAAGUCAUUGAUCCCAGCAUCAGGCAGCAGAUCUGCUCUCUCUACAGGGUCACUGCUUUCCCAGAUUCACACAGAGCUCUCUGAGUCUCUCUCCAUCACCCCCCCAGUCCUCCACCUGUUCCCCUGAGAUCUAACUAUUGUCCCUUAACUAAUAUGACCACUGAGCAUGUGGCAGUUCAGCAGUCCUUUUACUUUUCUUAAGCUCUCUGAUUGGUUGAGAGUGUGAGAACCUUCAGCCAGACCAAGACCCACACAUUCAUAUGGAGAUGUGGGACUAUAAAUAGGAGGGAUGAAGCCAGCAGAGAUCAGACUCUCUCUACAGAGACCUCUACAGCACACACAUCCAGACAUGGCACCUACAAUCACUGCAGAAAUGACCAACUCUCAGGAGCAUCUGACUCUGACUCACAAGCUCAGAAAGCCUCUGGUGGAGAAGUUACGCAGAGAGCGAAUCAACAGCAGCAUUGAGCAGCUCAAGUCUCUCCUGGGUCCAGAGUUCCUCAAACAGCAGCCAGAUUCCAAGCUGGAGAAAGCAGACAUCCUGGAGAUGACAGUUUGCUUCCUGACACAGCUGCAGCAGCAGCAGCAUCAAGCUGUGGACUCAGCAGCUGUCAAUCAGGGCUACUCCAGAUGUGUCCAAGAGGUGGCACACUUCCUGUCCAAAGAGGAGGUGAAGACACAAUCCCAGAGAAGACUGCUGAACCACUUCAACAGGCUGCAGUCCUCCUCUGAUAAGAACCUGAGAGAGGCUGACUUCUCUCCUCUGAGCUCCUCAGUCCAGACCAGCAUCACCAAAGACAAGAGUCCAGUCAACAGCACCCUCUGGAGGCCAUGGUAGACACCUACAGACUGGAGUCACUACCAGACAAACUGAGAUGACCAUGUUGGUCAAAGAUUACUGAACUGAAUUCUAUGAAAUUGAAGGACUUGUUCUUCUGUAGAAACAGAAGGUUGUAUUUUCUGUGUUUUUCCUGAGGAAAUGACACAACACUAUCUUUCAAGUUAAGAAAGAAAACAUCUUGUCAUGCAUGAUGCAUGAAUCAAAUCUGAUUGCAUUAGCAAUUAUUAUUAUACCUCACUGUACUUCAAGUGAUGGUAGUGUAUAAAUCUAUGGUAACAUCUGUUAUCUUUUGGUUGGUAUUGAUCAUUAUGAUGAAAUAUCUAAAUGUCCUUUAUUAUGGACAUAUUGUCAUAAUGGACUUUAUAUCACUUUAAUCUCUGUGAUUAUUUAAAACUGAUCUGUUGUAAGAUCCAAAUGUUUAUGCUUUUUUUUUUUUUUGUUUUACUAAAUGUCACAGUUUCUCUGUGUUACUUUUAUGCUUCACUGUGCAUCAUGUUUUGGUUAAACAUGAUGCAAUAGUGAGUUUUGUUACAGCUUGAAUAGUAUUGAUCAUUUUGAUCAGACAUUUUAAUUGUCCUUUUUAUGGACAUUUUGUCAUAAUGGACUUUCUGUCACUUUAUGUGAUUAUUGAAAACUGAUCUGUUUUAAGAUCAAUAUGUUUAUCCUUUUACUGUAAAAGGUUUGUUUAAUGUCACACUGUCACAGUUUUAAGUGACAAUGUAAGUUUUACAUUUAGAGAAUUAACUGAAUGGUGUGGUUAUGAAGAAUGUGACCUGUUGUAAGGUCAGUUUUACUGUUUUUUGUUCAGUAAUUGUAAAUGUUUAAUCACUGGAUAAAAACUCUCAAAAGACAGUGAGGACUGUGUCCUCAAAUACUGUCAAAUGUUUGUCUCUUAUAAAGACAGUUGAUCCCUUACUCUCUCUGAGUACAGUGUGUCUUGUAGAAAUCUACAAGUUGUUGUGAUGUAUCAUCACCUCUAGUUGGAGCUUUCAUACUUGUUGUGGCUUGCUGAAUAA